Molecule: messenger RNA, 3950 nt
Organism: Condylostylus longicornis
Lineage: Eukaryota; Metazoa; Arthropoda; Insecta; Diptera; Dolichopodidae
Exons: 6
Coding region: 71-3721 (1216 amino acids)
Biological process (GO): cilium assembly; centriole elongation
Cellular component (GO): centriole; centriolar satellite
Source: RefSeq, a predicted model, not a curated record
AGCUGAAAGGCAAUUUUGUUUUCAGUAUUUUUUUUGUUUAAAUAAAUUAGUUUAAAAUGAUUUGUAUAAAAUGCAGAAAAACUCCUUAAAGGAAAGUUCAAUAUUACCUCCAAAUGUUCGCGGAAAAUCAAGAGGUUUUAUAGAAAUUGAAAUUCUAAAUAUAAGGUGGAAAACCAAAUUUAUAGCAAAACGAUUUGAAAACUAUGAUAUUGUUGCCAAAAUUUUUUGGUGGGGGCAAGACAAAUUAUCUGCAAGGAAUUUAAAUCUCAAGUCUAAAGUAAUUCAAUAUACAAUUCUUACGAAUUGUAAAUUAUUUUACAAUUAUUUAAUUAACUGCGAACCAGUUACAAUAAUAUUAUAUACACGAACAAGUAAUUAUCAAAUAGGAGUCGUUAAAGCUAAAGUACCUACAAAAAUUACUAAAAGUUGUAAAACCUUUUUGUUAAACGAAAUUUUGGCUUGCACAGAGACACAAAAGUACAUUAUUCAAAGUGAAAAAGGAGUAGAAUUAGGUGAAAUUUUCUUAAAAUUUACAAUUAUGUUUCAUGAUCCAAUUAGUGUAAGGGAAAGCGCUUUUGAUACUACGUUUUUAAAAGCGGAAAAAUCAAAACUGGACAAGGAAGUUGAGUUAAUAUGCAGUUCAAGAUGUUAUAAAGACACUAAAGGCAAGAGAAAUUUAAACAAAGUGGAUGAAAUACAUAGUUCUAGAAUAGUGAACUAUUUAUCAGGCAGAAGAAUGAGUAAAAAAGAAGAGGAACAAGCCUUGAAAGAAAUUCAAAGAACCUCACCAUUAAAUGAAAAAUUUUUAGAAAAUUUAUGCAUAAAUAUACCCAAAUCACCACAAAAUCGAAAAGUCUCAACCCCAUAUGAUGAGGAUGUAGCUUUUUGUCACAAUACACAGCCUUUUCGUGAUAAAUUUGACUCUUUAUAUUUGAAUGUGAAGUAUAUUAAACUUUUGCCUCCUGGGGUUCGAGAAGUUUAUGUUAAAUCUCUUGUUAAAACUACUUUCACAAUAGAAUGUAAAAUUUCUCCCAACCUUUUGGACACGGACCUUAAAAGGAGACUAAAUUAUGACGUUAUGAGAUUUUACUCUAAUACGUUUGACGAUAAGGAACAGAGAAUUGAUUUUAAUAAAGAAGCAGUAAGACCUAUUAAAUUAGCAUGUGAAGAAAUAAAUGAAUUUUUGGUUGACCAUUCAGAAAUUUUAUUUACCGUUUGGUGGAGGGAAUACGGUUCGAGAUAUUCUCGUUGCUUAGGUACAACGAAAUUUCGUUUUACUAACUUGCUGUCAAGAUCUCAUCGAGAAGAAGAUGCGACUUUAAAAGUUAAGUCUUGCACAGCUGGUGUUCAUGUGGCUGAUUUACACUGUAGACUUGUGCUGAGAUCGAAAAGCAAUUGCUUUUGCAGUGAGUCUAAUGGAAUUAAUGACCAAUUUAAACGUUGCCGGUAUAGUAUGGCAUCCCAGGAAAAUCGUUGCCCCACUUGCAUAUUUCCAGAUGUAAGAGAUUACAAAGUCACCAAAACUCCGAACAAUGAGAAUCACAGUGCAAAUAGCUUAAAACAAAAUAAUAGUUUAGAUAGAGCAAAACAAACCGCAAGUGCAACCUAUCAAACCUCCGUAAAUUUAUCAACUAUAAAUCGACCGCAGUUUGAUGACGAAAACCAAGACCGUUCCAGUGUUCAAACAAGUGAAAAACAUCAAUUGGAAAAAUAUAUUUUUUUGAAAGGCCUGUUGUAUGUUGGAAGAAUGACAUGUGUGAAUAAUAUAGAAGAUGCUGAUUAUUUUUGUGUCGCUCGAGCUUUUUGGAAAGAUGACCCAAGUUCUAGUGGCUUCUCUCACGACAACAACUUUAACUUUCUAGAAGUAUUUUCCAUAAUUAAUGACACCAAAUUUCUAGAAAGAGUUCGAAAUAAUGUCCUUGUUGUAGAAUUAUGGCAAAAAUCUAAAGAAAGUCAUGAAAAAUUAUUUGGCAUUAUACGACUUCCACUCCACCAGUUUUAUAUUGCCUUCCGCGAUCCUUUACUUGCGGAUCAUUUGUGUAAAGCAAAGCUUCCUGUUAUUUCUAUCGAUGGCUUAACGCCCAUUUUUAGUCCCUUAAGUGGAAUUAUAUGUGGUCAUAUACAAUGUCUACUGUGUGUUGGGACGGAAGAACAAUUAAAUAAUUUAAAACAAUCGAGGGGCUUUAAUUUAAAUCCAGUGUAUGAAAGCAGUAUGCUUUCAACUUGCAUUUCAGCCAUCGCUGUACCAAACUCGGGAAAUAUUCAAGAACAAAAAUUGAAACAAUCUUCAAAACAUGCAUUUAAUGAUGUUGCGAUUCAAACGAAUGGUGUUAACGAUAUAAAGGAAAAUUAUGCCAAUUGCUCUUCUACAGUUGAUAAUAAAAAUAAUAAGGAGAAACUUUCAAAUAUUUUGGGCAAUUUCUUAGAUAAUUUAUCACAAAAAUUACCUCCACCUUCGUCCCCAAACGUUUCGUCAUGCAUUACCUCCUCAACUAUACAACAGCAACCAGUUGAUAAUCAAAGCUCAUUGAGAAGAACUUCCGAUUUGCUUGACAUGUUACAAAAAGCUUUAAUACAACCUCAAAAUGGCACUAGUUCUCAGAAAGGUGAUGCUUUAGAGACAAUAGCUGCAUCUACGACGAUUCCUAACACUUUUAAAAUACUAUUGGAAAUUGAAUGCGCUUUACACCUACCAAGAAAUCCUAUCAAAAUGAUGAGUAAAAAGAGUAACAAGCGAUGUAAGGGAAAGCAAAGCCGAUUUCCUCCUAAUGAAGAACCUAGCGCAUAUGUAACUUUUCAAGCUGAAGAAGGAUACGGUCAAAUGUUUAAAUCUCAUGAAGGUUUAGUUUACGCCACAAAUGUAAUUGAAAAAUGUUCAAAUCCAUCUUGGGGAAAACGUUUCGAAAUUUGUUUAUCAACAGAAUAUUUAAGAAAAGACAAUAAACCUUUCAUGAUAAGAGUAUGGAAAAAGGCUGCGACAGACUUAGCACAUUGUCGGCUCUUACCAACUCCAAUGGAAGAUUCUAUUAUUGGUGUUUCUUCAAUAGAUUUGACUGUAUUAAUGGCUAGGAUGCCUUUAAUAUCAGGAUGGUAUAACAUUAUAGACUUCAGUGGAAAGGUCAAUGGUCAAAUAAAAUUAACCAUCAAACCUUUGGAAGAUGUUCUUAAAUUUAAAAAUUUUCCUACCGAGAAGAAAGUAAACACGCAAUCUACCGGCAGCAUAUCUCUUUUGAAUACUAAAAAUUCAAUAAAUAACAUCAAUUUUGACUGUGCUGAUUUAGACUUGGGUUUGGCAAUGGAUAUGACUUUAAGUAGAGCAUUUAAAAGAAAAUUAGUAGAAUUAGAAGAAAUUAAUCAAAGAUUGCGUGCCCGUCUUUUAGAUGUCACUGGCGAAGCUGAUCCAGAUAUUGAUUUAUCUGAAAUUGAUGAUGAACAAAUGGACGAAUUUGAGCGCGAUUUAAAUACAGAGUGUAAAGAGGAUGAAGAAGAGAACAAACUUCCUACAAAGCAAAAUGAUAAUUUUGCAUGGCUCCAAGAUAACAAUAUUUAUAAUGAUGACAACAAUAUUGAAUCACAUAAUAUUGAACUUACAAAAAACUUAAACAGAAUUGAUAACAGCGAUGAUAGUAAUUGUUCGAAUCAAGAGAAAAUAAAAAUAAUAUCCGAUUUUCUUGAAAAGACCGAGAUCAGUAACAAGAAUGAAGAUAGCAGUGACAAAUAAUUUUAAAUAACAUUCAUUGAAAUUUUUUACUGAUUGAAGAAAAAACAAUACAAGUAGUUUUAAAUGAUAUACAGCAAUAAUUUUAUACUAGUUUUAUGAGUAAAUUUUAAUAAUUUUUAAUUUUUUAUUAUUUAAUUAAAGAAAACGUAUUUUAAGUGCAUCAAAAUAUAAUUUUAAAACAUGUAUUAUUUUAGAUAUGUAUCUAUAUGUUAAAAUAUUAUUAUGCAGU